This is a messenger RNA of Ostrinia furnacalis (Asian corn borer), 5321 nucleotides long. RefSeq lists its product as uncharacterized. The record is from RefSeq and is a predicted model, not a curated record. The coding region runs from base 161 to 3166 and encodes 1001 amino acids. Lineage: Eukaryota; Metazoa; Arthropoda; Insecta; Lepidoptera; Crambidae. The transcript is spliced from 16 exons.
ACGGGCCAGUGCACCGCGCGCGCUCCACGCGAGCGGCUGUCUCACGGGGGACCCUCGUCGCUCGUCGCCGCAAACUAGCGAAACGACCGCUCGCGACCUCUCCAUGCCUGUUGGUGAUAUGGGGCGUGAUUGAGGAGUGAAGUGAUUUUUGAUUCCAAACAUGGCAGCGGCUAUGAUAUCGGACAGAGGACUGCGUAAGAAGCUGACCCAAGAGGCGAUUCCUGAAAAAACGCCGCGCAAGCCGUCGAAGCGCAAAUCCGCCGCGGGCAGUUCCAAAAGUGACAAGAAGAACGAGCAGAAUAAUAAUAAGAGAGCGAAGGUUCAGACGGGCGAUCCUAAAUUGGAUUUGUUCUCGACGUACCAGCCGUGGGUGAUUCAGACUUACGGGGAUUUGGCGAAAACUAAAACGAUCACGUUGAAGAAGUACGCGCGAAUUCUGCGCACGCUUCGGGGGGAGGAAUGCAACAGUUCGGACAGUUCCAAGUUUAGGUUUUGGGUGAAGGCGAAGGGUUUUCACGCGGGGAAGCCUCCGGGGUACGAUGCGAAGCCUGCCGAUGGUAUUGUAUGCCGCUACAGCGUGUUGGAUGCUGAUUAUGCAAAUCAGGACGUCUACACCGGCUCGCAGAAUGAUCCGCCGCUGUAUAUCCCGACUCCACCGUUAAAGAAUGCACCAAAUCAAGAUCCAGUUUAUCGAAAAGUGGCGAUUGUUGAAAAUUUCUUCGACAUCAUCUACACAGUCCACGUAGAACUGGAAGGUCGACCGGGAAAACAUGCGGGCCAAAAACGGACAUAUAGAACUAUCACCGAGACGUACGCGUUCCUUCCCCGCGAGGCUGUCACGCGUUUCCUGACCGGAUGCGCCGAGUGCGCGCGGCGCCCGCGCAGCGCCUCACCUCCCCCCCUCCCCACUCCGUCCCCCUCGCCCACCAGACACCCCACCUACCUCCCCUUCUUACCCCAAUGCUCCGACUACUCCCGAAACUGGGAAUCGGAGAUAGACGCCGCGCAAAAUUUCCCUUACGAAUACGAAAUACCCAAGAAAAUUGACAGCCCGAAAGCUGACACUGAAGAAGCUGAACCUACGUAUAUCGAACUCACCUCUAAAAAGAAUUUCGAAGCAAAUAAUCUAUACAAUUCGCCGGUAGAACCGGCGUUUAGAGAAGUAGAACCAGUCAGAACUGAUCCUGAAAUUGACAAGGAUGACAGUUUGAUAGAUGUAGAAGACGUCAGAUGUGAUAGUCCGCCGCCUUUGCAGAUAGUUGAGGAUAGUAGUAGAAGUAAGGAAGAGAAAAGUACCAGGGCGGCAUUGAUGGGAGGAGCUAAAGAGAACAAGACUGAGGUUAAGAAAGAGAAAAAGUAUAAUCCUUUGGACGUGGCGAAUCUGACAUCGAAGGAUCCUCCUAAGGCUAGAUCGCCUCCUAGGAAAAAGCUUCUAAUGUCUAGUAUAGAGCACCCUAGUACGUUUGGGAGGGUGCCUAAGCCCUGGAGGCCUGAUGGGGGGGUGUACUAUGGCGGGGAGGAGAUGGACUUCAGCGUGCCUAUCACCACAGCAUACCUGAAGCACAUGAGGAGUAUGGGCAUGGCGUUUCAGGAGAGAUUGGACGCGGAAAAUAAGGACACCCUCACCCCCGAACCAGCUGAUAUGAACGACGACGACAACUUCUCCAGUCAGGGCUUCAAAGACGCGGAGAAGUUGAAAAUGAUGUUGCUUGCAUGGAAUUACCACAGCCAAAGUCAAGGCCGCAACGGAGAGAUGGCGGAGAGCGGAGCGGACAGCAUGGCGGAUCUGUGGGCGUCCUACCACAGCGCUUUGGGGCUUGGCUCCAAGCCCCCUAAGGCCCCGACCCCAUUGGCCCAAGGCCACUCGAGCCCGAUCCACGUGGGCUCCGCUACGCCGGUGGAGCCAGCCUCCACGCACGACGAGACCUCAUCCUCCGACCGCACCAAGGACGACGACGAUGCUGGUGCCUCUGACGAUGAUAGCGAUGAUCGGGUGGAUCCGCAGCAUCAUGACCCGGAGAGGCUGAAGGCUUUUAACAUGUUCGUCCGCCUCUUCGUUGACGAGAACCUAGAUAGGAUAGUGCCAAUAUCCAAACAACCCAAAGAGAAGAUCCAGGCCAUCAUCGAUUCCUGCACCCGACAAUUCCCGGAGUUUGCCGAGCGCGCCCGAAAGCGUAUUCGGACGUACCUGAAGAGUUGCAGACGGAACAAGAAGGUGCGCGGCGACGGACCGGCGACGGGCAACGGCAGCAGCACGCCGUCCGGCAACGCUUGGGACUCAGCGGUGCGGCCGACUCCGGCGCAUCUCACGUCGGUGCAAGCGGAACACAUACUGGCGCAGGCGUGCGAGAACGAGAGCCUGAAUGCGAAGCGCAUGCGGCUAGGAUUGGACCCUGUGAGCCAGCCGAUGCCUACCGUGCCGACGCCGAUGGCCAUCGACACCACCGCGACUUCAGCCGUGGCCUCCUCCUUCCUCAGCCUGUACAGCGGAGCCAUCAGCAGCCCGGCCUCUACGCCCACUACCAGCACAGCCUCGCUGCCCACUGCUGGGCACAGCAAGGCCGCUGCGGACACCACGCGGCCGUCAGCCAGUCCCACUAUGGAGAACGCUCUCUUGAACAAUAACAGCCUGAAGCUGGAUAACGCUAACGGCAAUGCUGGGAGUAAAACUGCCAGCCCGGCUUCGUCUCCAGCGCCGCUGUUCAGACCCUCGUUCCCAAAUACUUUCGGCACUCCGCAGACUUUUGGAAGGCAGCCGACCAGUUCAAAUCCGGCAACAGCGCUCUCAAGCAGCGCUCUGCUGUCAACACUGACUUCUCUGCCUCCUACAGGCGUCGGAGUGAACGCAGCAAUGGCGGCUUACCAAAGUGCGUUAUUGUCGGCUAUGGCAGCGCACACCCAUACAUUCCCUACUAGCCUCGCUGCUCCAACAGAUCUGUCACUGAAGAACACGCCUACCCCGACGUCGCUCCACGCCACGUCCACCGUCUCUUCUCUCGCGGCCAACACCGCUUCUUCCACUUCAAAGACCCCUCUCCUCUCACACAAGCUGUCAGGGGCCGAAGUGGGAGCCGUCAGGCAGCUCAUCACCGGCUACCGUGAGUCCGCUGCCUUCCUUCUCCGCUCAGCCGACGAACUCGAAGCUCUCCUCUUGAACCAACCCUAGGGUUCAACCAAACCCUCAUUCGCUGACACGCUCGGGUUCAAAUUCGGUUACUUUUAACCUGAAUACCUCAUUUUAACGAGUGUGCCGCCGAAUGGCCGGAAAAGUGCCCCAAAAUUGUUUCACGUUGGACUUGUCAAAUUUGUACGUGUUUACGAACAUUUUUGUAUAUUUGGACGAUAUUGUUAUCGAGGACAAAUUCAAAAUUGUGGUUUGAUAAAUGCUUUGUUCGAUUCCGGUGUUACGACAAUUUUUAUGCUAUUUUUAUUUGAAUUCGUUAUUUAAGUGACUGUUUGAGGAUGCCAAUCGCGUAACGUUGUUUUUUAGAAGUACAAAUAAUCCAGAUUCAAUACAAUAGUCAGUUUUCUCAAUAGUUCAUUAAUUCACAUACAAUACAGGCUUUGUGUAACCAUAUGCUAUGCAGUAGAAUACAGUUCACAGUAAUAUUACAUCGCUUUGUUUUCCAGACAAUGUUCGGUUGUCAUCACUGUCCUAGUGCGUCUAGUUGUAUGGUGCUUGUUUCCUCACAGUACAGUGUUGCCAACUUUUUCUACCGUUUUAAUCUUGUCCAGUUAUAGUUAGUAGUCACGAGUGCCCGCUCGUAUGUCCAUAAGUCUAUUUCGGCGAUUCGUACAAAGCUGCCAUAAUUAUUGUAAAGAAAAUUAAUACGUGUUGCCAUUCGACACUGGUUGGAAGAGUACAAAAUUAUUUUUGUGUAUAUUUAGAUGUAAGAAAGAAAUCAGGGAGAUUCUAGUGUUAGGUUUAAAUUCGAAUUCUUGCCUGGUGUGAUUUGUUUAGUCUGGUGCGAGUCACUAGGCGUGCUUGGUCCUGGCGGCUACAUAGGUAUACCUAUCUUCGCGUUUUAAACAUUUUGGAGUAAGAAAUACACUAUUUCACUUACACGUUAAAGUAUGAAUCUAAUAUUAGGUUCUAAAGUGGCAUUUUAGAUAUAAGAAGCACGAAUUUAUUUGUUGUUUUGUACUAUAAGAAUAGUGCAGUAGUUGUACUUAUACAUGAUUAAUAUAUUUCUAAUUUAUCACUUUAUUUAAAAUUCUUCGAUUGAUUAGCAUUUUUGUGGUCGGCCCAUACAAAUUUCUAACUUUCUCCGUCGUUGUCUUAGUUUCUUCGUAUGCAUUUCGUAUUUGAAGUAACUUUCGCUUUGCUCAGUACAAUGAACAUUUAUGUUCUUAUAUCUAUUUGUUACCAUAGAUUUUAUGGCCAAGUACUAUAGUUAGGUAUAAUUAGUGUUACUGCUUUUAUGAUGUACAAAUAAGGUUCAAUUCAUUGUAAUAUAAAUGAAUCCGUUUUCAAGUUUCUAUAUGUGGCCUAUGUUAUUUUGUGCAAAAUUUUCGAUACUUAUACCUCGUUAUCACAUAUUUUGUUCAAUUUGUUAACAAGUUAACUUAGGAUAGUUUGUUUACAAUCUCGGCCAGUGUUAGUCGAUGUUUCCGAUUUAAGCAACUACUAUAGGUUUUGAUAUAUUAAUAAGUUUUGAAACAGUAUACUUAAAUAGAAUAAUUAAAUGUCAUAAACGCUUAUUAAGUUGCUACUGAUUUUAUUGCUUCGAUAUUUGACACCAAUGUGGAUAGGCCCAAAUGCGUGUAUUGAGCCAAUCACAUCUCAGGUAAAUUUGAAAUGGACCAAUCACGUGCUGGUAUUUUUGCGUGGCCCAUCCACAAUGGUGCAAGAUGUUCGGAGACCGCAAGUAAUGUAUGAUAGUUUUCCAGUUUGCCAGUUUUCUCAAUAGUAUAAACGCUUCUCGCCAGUUUUAACAUAGAAAAUUGUAAAUUCACUUUUGAAUAUUAAAAUUGCCAAAGAAACGAAUUGAUUUGUGUACGUUAUGUGGAAUUGCUGAUUACUUUUAUGUAUUUGUAUGAUUAUGUUAGGGUUAAUUUAGCUUAGUUUUAUCUAAAAGUCAUUCCAAUAUUUUUCUAAAGAGAACAUCAUCGGUGCGAUAGGAAAUGCUGUAGUCAUUGUAAAUGAAAAAUAUGUAAAAAGUAUGUUUAGAGUAUUAUAAAAAAAGUUGAUUAGAAAUAUGAGAAAGUUGAUGUUGGGAUAACGAAAAAAAAAACGAAAAUGGUGGUAAACGUUGAGAAAAUGAAUUUGUUAGACAUUAAAAUAUAUUAUUAUUAGAGAUGUAUAAAUGGUUUACAAUUAU